Messenger RNA from Xiphophorus hellerii (green swordtail), 2301 nucleotides. RefSeq names its product CD209 antigen-like. The coding region runs from base 141 to 1673 and encodes 510 amino acids. The record is from RefSeq and is a predicted model, not a curated record. Lineage: Eukaryota; Metazoa; Chordata; Actinopteri; Cyprinodontiformes; Poeciliidae. The transcript has 20 exons.
GGAAAGUGGUACUUCCAAUGAAUGAGGAAGAAAUUUUCACACAAAGAUUGCUUCAGCAUCUCUGCUCUUCAUCAAGGACCAAGUGUGGCCUUCGGCAGAGACUUAUAGAUCGAGGCCUUGCGAUAUAAAAAAGAACAGAGAUGGUUUUCCACAGAGAGCACUAUGGACGUUCUGUGGCGUACGAGAAAUUCAGCGAUACGCUUUAUGCCAGCAACGAUGGACCGGAGAGCUGCUCAGAUAAUCACAGCAAAGCCACUUCGGAACUUCAGCGGUACAAGUUGGCCGCAGCCACCCUGGGACUUUUGUGUCUGCUGCAGCUAAGUCUUAUCAUUUCUCUUGCUCUUUCAGCAGCUUCCAGCAAUAAGAGUCUGAUUGAGGGGGAGAAAAAUGAACUGAAGACACUCAACUCUGGCCUCAAUGCCAGGAAUAAAAACCUGACAACAGAAAGAGAGCAGCUGAGGAGGAAUCUAAGUGACUUUGUUUCACAACAUAAUUCUCUGACUAAGGAGAGAGAUGAACUAAAGAAGACCAACCUUGGUUUCUUGUCCAAUCUAAAAAAUCUGACUGCAGAGAAGGAAAUGCUGCUCAGAACUAUCAAAGGCACUGAGGCUGAUAACAAAUAUGUGACUGAACAGAGGGAUGAGCUGAGGAAAGAACUUAAAAACCUCACCUUGGAGUUCAGUUUCCUGACUGAGGAGAGAGACGAGUUGAAGGAGAUUAAUCUUGGUAUCGAGGCAAAUCUGAAAAACCUGACCGACGUGGGAGAAACGCUGAUCAGAACCAUCAAUGUCGCCGACGCCAUCAAUAAAAAUUUGACUGAAGAGAGAGACGAGCUGAGGAAAGAUCUCAACAACCUUGCUUCACAUCUUAGUUCCCUGACUAAUGAGAGAAACGAGUUGAAGAGGUUAAACUCUGACAUUGAGGCCAGUCUGAAAAAUCUGAGUGAAGAGAGUGAAAAACUGAUCCAAACCAUCCAAAAUAUUGAGUCCGAUCACAAAAACGUGACCGGAGAGAGAGACGACCUGGUGAGGGAGCUGAAUGUGUUUACUUCACAGCUUGCCUCCAUGACUAAGGAGAGAGAUGAUCUCAAGAAGAUUAACUCUAAUAUUGAAGCCAAUAGCAACACGUUGAGAGAAGACAAGGAUGAACUCAACAGGAAGCUGAAUGAUUUGGAAUCCAAACAGAAUGCCUUGACUGAAGAAAGAGACGCUUUGAGGAAAACAAAGUCGUACAUUGAGGCCAUGUCCAGAACAAUCAGUCAGGAAAGAGAUGAGCUGAAGGCAAAGAUCAACACUUUAAAUCAACCAGGAUGGGUGCUUUUUGAAGGCAGUGCGUACUACGUUUCUUCUGGCAAAAAGACCUGGCAAGAGAGCAGAAAUUACUGUCAGUCAAAAGGUGCAGACUUGAUGAUCAUCAACAGCAGAAGCAAACAGGUUUAUGGAAACAAGUUUCAGAAGUACAUGUGGAUUGGACUGACUGAUGGAGAAACAGACGGAACAUGGAAAUGGGUAGACGGGAGUCCAGUUACCACGAGCUACUGGGCAGUUGGCGAGCCAAAUGGUAAAACACUGGAGAACUGUGGGAACAUAAAGACUUACACUACGGAGAAUAGCUGGAACGAUGAACUCUGCUCCCAUUCCCUCAACUGGAUCUGUGAAUUAAAGCUAAUCUAGUAACUGUGAUUCAUAUCACAUAAACAAAAAAGACAAACAUUAAAAAAAACCACUUAUUAAAACUCUCUCAUGUUGAUAAUAUUUGCACAUUUGUCUGCUUUGUUUGGAUGUGAUGCUCUGAAGGUGAUACUGGAGAUGUACCGAUCCACAUUUUGUGAGCAAUUUCAAAUCUUUGGUUUUUGAUCAAAGUUUGACCCGCAGAGUCUGAUUUUAAAUUUCUCUUAUAAAAACAUUCAAUGUUUGUUUCCACACUCCCUGCAGUGAGUUGUCUUUAAUUGUUAAUAUUACGAGUAGAGGCAACUACAGAGGUGUAAAAAUCAUUGUUUUCCAAGAAUAAAAGUUCAUUGUGAUAAUCAAUUUAUUCUAACAGAUGAUUUUUGUAAACCCCAAAACUGACAUGGUUUGUAUUGUUAAUUUUUCUGUUUAUUUUAUUUUUUUUCUUAAUUACGGUUCCAUGAUAGGAACAAUGGACAUCAGCAGGUUUUAAUUCUGAUUAAAGCAUUAUUCUGAUCAUGUGACCUUUUAUCAGCUGUUACAUUAAGAUUAAAUAAGUUCAGCAACAAGUUUCUGCCUCAGCAGGUCGUCAGGAGUUCAGACACAAAUAAACCACACGAUGUGAAGUAAAAUA